Oppia nitens is the source of this 1167-nucleotide messenger RNA. RefSeq names its product choline kinase alpha-like. Bases 346 to 1167 code for a protein of 273 amino acids. The record is from RefSeq and is a predicted model, not a curated record. Gene Ontology annotation, cellular component: cytoplasm. Gene Ontology annotation, biological process: phosphatidylethanolamine biosynthetic process; CDP-choline pathway. Lineage: Eukaryota; Metazoa; Arthropoda; Arachnida; Sarcoptiformes; Oppiidae. Gene Ontology annotation, molecular function: choline kinase activity; ethanolamine kinase activity. The transcript has 3 exons.
AAAAUUGAAAAAAUAAAUGAAUCAAAAAAUGUUGAAAAUAUAUCGGCGAUUGAGAAAUUAGAGUUUGAUUUAUUUAGAGGUGAAAUACCCACUAAUAUUAAUGAUCAAUGUUUACAGUUAUGUAAAGAUUAUCUGUCGGGUGAAUGGAUUCAACAAACAGUGGACACCAUUACUGUCACACCUAUUACGGGUGGACUCACUAAUCAAAUAUAUUAUUGCGGUAUUAAUGAAUCAAAUCAGACAUCAAAUGUACCACAAGAAGUGGCGGUUAAACUUUAUGGAGAAAAAUAUGUGAAAACCGGUAGCGAUAACUAUGAAAGACUUAAUGAUGUCAUUAUUGAUUUAAUGGUAUCUGAAAAUCAGCUUGGUCCUAAAGUGUAUGCUAUAUUUGAACAUGGUCAAAUUUUAAAGUAUUAUAAACACAAGCAGUUUCUAAUUGAAGAGCAAAACGAUCCCAAACUGGUUGAUGAAUUGUUCCGCAAAUUGGCCCGAAUUCAUGCCAUGGAUGUGCCCAUCAAACGAACCUAUAACUGGGCUCUCAAAGACUUAGAUGAUUCCUAUAGUGCGGUAUUUGAUAGUAAUAUCGAUAUCAACGAAAUGUUUAGAAAAUAUAAAUGCGAAUCAUUAUUAUCGGCUAAUAUGAAAAGUGAAAUACAAUUGAUUAAGCAAUUGAUAGCAAAAGCCGACAGUCCUGUUGUUUUUAUUCACAAUGAUUUCCAUGCAUGUAAUAUAUUGGUCACCGAUCGGGUGGACAAUAUUAACGGUCAGAUUGUUGUCAUUGAUUUUGAGUACUCUUCGUACGGUUUCCGUGGUCUUGAUUUUAUAGCACUAAUGUUAGAGUGGAGUCGCAAACCAUUUGAUUUCAGUGUCGACGGCAUACCACACAACGAUUCAUUGGUCCGACCAUUGAUUGAAAUAUAUCUAAAUGAAUGCCAAAUAAUUUAUGGCAAACAAUAUUCAGCCGAUAAACGCAAUUCUGUUGAUCACAUUAUCAAUGAAAUAAAAUUAUUUCAUUUGAUUUGGUGUUUGAUCGAUACAAUUGUUAUGUUGAAACUGGAUUUAACAAACAAAUCAUUUUUCAAUAAUAUACCGUUUUCAUAUCCGGAAAUGUCAUUCAAAAACUAUUUGACUCUUAAGAAACGCUAUGAAGAGAUGAAGAUUAUUUAA